GGCAGUGUUCUCUUGCUGAGCAUCAUUCCACUCGAUAGGUUUGCGCACAGACCGCCGUUGUCGUUCAGAGUUCGAGUUUCUCCUUGGGUUUUACCUCGGCCUCCGGUCUCGACCACACGCUAUCCUCGGGAACAUGUUCUGCCUCAUGCAAAUGUGUUUAUCCUUUAUGGGAACUCUUUGCAGCUUCUACACGGCGUAAAUACCCACUUAGAUGAAGAGGCGAUCAACAACAGAUGUCUUCCACCAAGCAACGCGCCAGUCAAGCUUGUGACGCCUGCCGACAAAGACGAAUUAGAUGCCAAGUGGACAUCUCGCAUGAUGAUGAAUCUGAUCGGAUAUGUGGAAGGUGUAGACUGGCGAAUUUGCCAUGCACUUUUAACAUGCCCAUGAAGCGACGCGGCCCACCUGCCAAGAAGCGCCGAACAUCGUUCCACAGUGUCUCAAAAUCAGAUGCGGAACAACUCGAAGCGGCUGAAACAACUUCGGGAGCCAUUUCGCCAAGGUUUCCUGAUGUUGUUCCUGCACUUUUGCCAAAAGACGAUAACGAGCAGCAGUGCUAUGCGGGAUCGGCCUCGCUGAUAAGCAAGUUCUGUUCAGAACCACUGUUCAAUGCCCUGAUGCAGGACUACAUUGGACUUUUAUACCCCGUUCUUCCCGUUGUUCAUCUUCCGACCUUUGUGUCUGACCUAGGAAACUAUCGCCACAGGAUCGACCAAGACUUUGGCCGCUUUGUACUUGCACUAUGUGCCGUGACCAUCUCUGUCAGACCUGAUAGAUUUGUCGAUUUCAAGGCGAUCGAUCCUGACUUCUCCUUCUCUACAAGAUUACAGGCAAUUGAUCGUGUUCAGACCAUAAUAAAUAAGACAAAACCACCUGACUAUUAUGACCACUCCACGGUCGAGAAGUGGGCGAUACCACUCUGUCUCGGCAGAGCGUAUGCCUACCUUGGUAAUCGCAAGGCAAUCUACUAUCAUUUCAGUGAGGGCCACGCUCUCAUGCAGGAUUUGGGAUGUCAUCGAGCUAGCACUUACGCCAGGCUAAAUCAUGUCGAGGCACAGUUGAGGAAGAAGGCAUUCUGGUUAACUGCCAUCACCUACACGCAUGUGAGACCUGAAGAUCCUUGGUGGGACUCACUACGAGAUCGUCUGGUUUUCGAGGAGUAUCAGGCUUCCGAACUUUUCCCAUUGAUUCUGGACGACGAGUACAUUACCAGGGACGCCCUACUCGAACAGCCUCAUACAAGACCUUCACUUAUGGUAGGCUUCAUGGCCUUAGCUUUGAUCAACAACUGUCUGGUAUCAAUCAUGAGAGACCCGGCGGUUUCCUUAUUCAGUACAACGACGGACUGCGGCAGCGAUCGCGAUUCGCUUGGUGCUUGUACUUGCGGAAGGCAUAUAGUUCCGUCCCCUCUAGCAGGACUUCUCAGAUCGCGGCUCUCGACCUUGGAUCGCGUGGUUGCAGAUCUUCCACUCGAGUUGGGCCCACACAAACCUCUGGGACCAUCUUUGGAUCAGGCGCGAAGCUUACAGUAUGAGACCAUGCGAUUGAAUCUACACAUAACCUACCGAUGGGUGCAGAGUCUCCUCAUAGAACGUCUGAUAUCUUUAUCGGGAAUUGGAUCUGAAGACAGAGCAGACUUGUGGGAUAUGCUGCAAAACGUCUGCGCAGAGCUUCUGAUGUUUGUGAAGCAAAUGACGCAAGAGGUCCUAGUGCUUCACGGAACCUCUCUGUCCUACAAGAUUCGUCAGACCGCGGCUUCGCUGCUUGGCCAUCCUUUUCUGCCGGGCAGUGCGGCUUCAAACCGUGCUCAAGAACAGAUCAAGGCAUUCGCAGACAUUCUGGCGAGCUUGGAUGCCAUACAUGCAAAGUCUUGAAAUUAACUCUUGUUGUUCGAGACAAGAGCAUCCGAUCAGAGAUACUGAUAAUUCACAACUGUCCGACUCUGUCCGACAUCGCGUAUACUCAAGCAUUGACUCCUGUUAACAAAUGCUUAAUCAGCUCGGCCAAUUUGCUUAUACUGCAUUGCGUGACUCUGAUAUUGGUUCUGGACCCUGGGGUUUCUUGCGCUGGUCUCCAAAAUGUCCGAGC
Aureobasidium pullulans EXF-150 is the source of this 2088-nucleotide messenger RNA. RefSeq lists its product as uncharacterized. Gene Ontology annotation, molecular function: zinc ion binding; DNA-binding transcription factor activity, RNA polymerase II-specific. Lineage: Eukaryota; Fungi; Ascomycota; Dothideomycetes; Dothideales; Saccotheciaceae. The record is from RefSeq and is a predicted model, not a curated record. Bases 234 to 1874 code for a protein of 546 amino acids. Gene Ontology annotation, biological process: regulation of DNA-templated transcription. The transcript has 4 exons.